This is a messenger RNA of Colletotrichum lupini, 867 nucleotides long. RefSeq lists its product as uncharacterized. Gene Ontology annotation, biological process: carbohydrate metabolic process. The coding region runs from base 1 to 867 and encodes 288 amino acids. The record is from RefSeq and is a predicted model, not a curated record. Gene Ontology annotation, molecular function: zinc ion binding; aldehyde-lyase activity. NCBI's taxonomy places the organism in Eukaryota, Fungi, Ascomycota, Sordariomycetes, Glomerellales, Glomerellaceae. The transcript has 2 exons.
AUGGCAUCGUGGGAUCCUUCAAAGAACAAGACAUAUCAAAUUCUCAAAGCUGCCGAAGAUGGCCAAUAUGGCGUGGUCGCGCCCAUCGCCUACAACAUCGAGAACAUUCUCGCUUUUAUCCGCGCCGCUGAAGCAAAGAAGAGCCCUCUAAUCAUCCAAGUAUUCCCAUGGGCCAUCACCUUCUCAUCAGGGCUCCUCGUCCAUGCGGCAGCGCAUGCGGCCCGCGCCGCCUCAGUACCUGUUGCCAUUCACCUCGACCACGCACAGGAUGAAGCCAUGAUCCGACACGCGGCGGAUACAUUGCCGUUUGACAGUAUCAUGGUGGACAUGAGCCACUACGAGAUGGAUGAGAACUUGGCCAAGACAAAGGAGCUGGUGGCUUAUUGCCAUGAGAGAGGUAUCGCGACCGAGGCUGAGCCAGGGCGUAUUGAGGGCGGCGAGGAUGGUAUCGCGGAUACGGCGGACCUUGAGGGGGCUUUGACGACGGAAGAGCAGGUGGAGGACUUCAUCGCUACUGGUAUCGACUUUUUGGCACCGGCAUUUGGUAAUGUGCAUGGUGAGUAUGGCGCCAGGGGACCCGUGUUGGAGUUUGACCGGCUGCAAAAGAUUCGCGAAAAGGUGGAUGGAAGAGUUCGGGUCGUACUUCACGGAACUAAUGACUUCCCCGAGGACCUGAUGCAGCGCUGUAUUGCUGGUGGCGUCUCCAAGGUCAAUGUGAACAAGCUUGUGCUUGAUGACUACUUGGUUCAUCUGAAAAAGAACGCCCCGAGUCAGAAUCUGACAACGUUGAUGGAAGAAGGGGUCAAGGAAGCCCAGAAGUUAACGGAGUGGCAGAUGGACGUGUGUAAGUCGACCGGCAAGGCAUGA